CAGUUGAGCCCUUCCGCUCUCCGUACAGGAAUUUGUAGUCUGCAUUACGUCAGUUAUCCUGCCAGCGGCAAGGAAGCAGCUCCGUCCAGGAGGAGUUUGGUUGUUUUUUUCUGUGGAGCAUUAAAGGGAUUCGUGUGAUUUUUUUUUUUACCCCAUGUCGUAUUCAGAGAUUGGAGUCCUGGUCUGAAGACGGGGAGGGAUGAAUGUUUGAAGCGACGCAUCACGACUCUUCUGCUUCAGUAUGAAAAGUUUGUAAACGGGCUUGGAUAUCGACGACGCUCUCAGAAAGUAGAUGGAGGAACCAGAAGGUACAAAUGAUUGUUACUGCGCGGGCUGUGGUGGAAAAAUUCAAGACUCGUUUCACAUGAAAGUCCUCCAGGACACCUGGCACAACGCCUGCUUUCAGUGUUCUGUGUGCUGUGACCACCUGACCAAUUGGUACUAUGAGAAGGAUGGAAAGCUGUACUGUCGCAAACACUACUGGGAGAAGUUUGGAGAGCUCUGUCACGGCUGCUCUCUGCUCAUGACUGGACCCGCCAUGGUGGCCGGAGAACACAAGUAUCACCCUGAGUGCUUUGUGUGUCUGAGCUGCAAGGUGGUGAUUGAGGACAGGGACACCUACGCCUUAGUCGAGCGAUCGAAACUCUACUGUGGAAAGUGCUACAAGCAGGUGGUCCUCACACCCAUGUUGGAAAAGCGUUCGCACGACUCUGUCCUGGACUCCCUGCCCCACACAGUGACCCUCAUCUCGAUGCCCUCUGCAGCCAACGGCAAGAGGGGCCUCUCCGUCUCUGUGCUGAGGGACGUCAACGGCUUGGCGAGUGUUCAAGUCAAAGAAGUCAGAGGGAUGCUUAUUAGUCCAGAGGUGCGAAAUGCCAUCCAUGCUGGGGACAGGAUCCUCGAGAUCAAUGGCCUUCCUGUCGGGACUCUGAUGGAGGAGGAGGUGGAUGAUCUUAUUCACUGCACCAGUCACACCCUGCAGCUGCUUAUAGAGUAUGACCCAGUCAGGCAGCGUUUAGACCGACUCAGGCUGGGAUCACCAAGAACCAGUCUGGGAGUCCCGGCCACCUCCCGCAUGCGUCUGUCCUCUCCUUCUGAUGCAGUCCUUGAGAGAACCGAUGUGGUUGAUGAUGGCACACUGAAAAGAAGGUCUUUGAGGCGGAGUAACAGCAUAUGCAAAUCGCCCGGGCCAAAUUCUCCUAAAGAGACGCCUUUUAUCACGCGAGACAUUGGGCGCUCUGAAUCACUGAGAUCCCCCAGUAGCUGCUCUCAUCGCAUCUUUCGGCCGUGUGACCUCAUCCAUGGAGAGAUCUUAGGAAAAGGCUUCUUCGGACAGGCGAUCAAGGUGACUCAUAAAGCCACGGGGGAGGUGAUGGUGAUGAAAGAGCUGAUCCGAUGUGAUGAGGAGACCCAGAAAACUUUCCUGAAGGAGGUCAAAGUCAUGCGAAGCCUCGAUCAUCCCCAUGUGUUGAGGUUCAUCGGUGUGCUUUACAAGGACAAGAGGCUCAACUUGAUUACUGAGUUUAUCGAGGGAGGAACCUUGAAGGAUUUCAUCAGAGACACUGACCCGUUUCCAUGGGAGCAAAGGGUGAGCUUUGCAAAGAGCAUCGCUUCUGGCAUGGCCUAUCUUCACUCAAUGAGAAUCAUACACAGAGACCUCAAUUCUCACAACUGCCUGGUUAAACUGGACAACACUGUGGUCGUCGCAGACUUCGGACUGUCCCGACUCAUAGUGGAGGACAAAGUCAAGCCUCCACCUGAAAAACCUUCCACUAAGAAGAGGCUGUUCAGACGUGUUGACCGAAAGAAGCGGUACACUGUUGUGGGAAAUCCUUACUGGAUGGCUCCAGAGAUGCUAAAUGGUAAGCGCUAUGAUGAGAAGGUGGACAUUUUCUCCUUUGGAAUUGUACUUUGUGAGAUCAUUGGAAAGGUCUACGCAGACCCUGAGUGCCUCCCCAGGACUCUGGACUUUGGUCUGAACAUUGGAAAGUUUGUGGAGAAGUUCCUCCCUGAAGACUGUCCGCCAGCUUUCUUUCCACUGACUGUGGCCUGCUGUGACCUCACACCAGACAACCGUCCACCGUUCCAGAAGCUGGAGGACUGGUUUGAAGCUCUGUCCCUCAACCAGGAGCUGGGGAUCCCCCUGCCAGCUGAACUGGAUGAACUGCAUCAGAGUCUGAGUCGACUCCACUGGCCUAAAGAUGUCUCACCAGCUCAGAGUGCAGAUCAGUCACCAACCCCAACAGCAGUUUCUCCAGACUCAUCUGGUAUGACAGACAGUAGCACCUAGGACCUGUACCUCCCCCUUUUUUUAUUUUCUGACCACUCUGAACUGCUGCACUAAUACUGUGGAUGAGAAAAAGAGGAAAAUUGCAUUGAACCCGAGCCAUAUAUGAACUGGAUAACCUGAGGUAGCUGGACCAGUCUCCCUGUGUGGGGCCUAAACUCUUCAGAGGGCCCAUGAACUGCAUUGUGGGUGGAAAGACACAUUUCAAAGAGACAAGUGUUAGUCACUAGAUUUUUUUUUUUGCCCACAGAAAAAUCAACACACAAAGGGUUGUAGUAAUGUUUACUGCAUAUAAAGGAAAUAUGCAACUUUCCCCAACAGACAACAAACAUCUUUUUAAGGUGGAAGGCUUCACGUGACAGUAGUUUUGUUUUUCUGGUUCUGAAGUUGUUGUUUGCUAUGUGUGGAAUGCACAGAUCAGUCCUUGGCCAGAAGAGGGCUCAUCUUAACUGUAGCAGCAAAGACGACAGCGAUGCUUGACAGUCCAAGUAAACAGAGGGGCAGGGUUUGAAACACACAGGUGUGACUUAAGGCAGCAGUGAAAGCAAAACACUCGCUGACCCUGAAUAGUUUCAUCACUCUGAGAUUUGACACGAGAUGGCAAAAGAAUGUUUAGAUUUGUUUUUCCAUCUCAGCACCCCCUGAUCUCCUUUUUGACAAGAUGGUUACAAGUAUGAAACUGUACUUUGUAGUGUAAUGAUUGUAAUUCAGUUCUUAGAAUGACGAAUAAACACUAUUUAGAUUUUUCAACACCUGAUAACUAUUUUAAAAACACUGAGCAGAGGCUCUUUAUUAAUAAUUGUAAGACAUCAUCAUCAUCGUGCAAGAGUUGACCAUGAAAAGUUGCUUUGUGCAGAAAACUGGAUUUUUUUUUUCUUAAGAAAUGUAUAUAAAUGUGUACAUAGUAUGCCUCUAACUGGAUGUCAUUUUCUAAUGGGAACUCUAGAUUUGUAGAUUUUUAGACAUUUCGUCAACGAUGGACGUUUUUGCCUUUUUGCUAUCUUCAUGCGAGGUACUGACGACCAGUUGUAACCACUAUUAUUUAUAUCAUUGUAGUGUUUCAUAAAUAAACCCUCUGAAAGUUGGA
Molecule: messenger RNA, 3374 nt
Organism: Scatophagus argus
Lineage: Eukaryota; Metazoa; Chordata; Actinopteri; Scatophagidae
Gene: limk2
Product: LIM domain kinase 2
Exons: 16
Coding region: 293-2290 (665 amino acids)
Biological process (GO): protein phosphorylation; actin cytoskeleton organization
Cellular component (GO): nucleus; cytoplasm
Molecular function (GO): protein binding; protein serine/threonine kinase activity; ATP binding
Source: RefSeq, a predicted model, not a curated record